Molecule: messenger RNA, 753 nt
Organism: Lineus longissimus
Lineage: Eukaryota; Metazoa; Nemertea; Pilidiophora; Heteronemertea; Lineidae
Product: multifunctional methyltransferase subunit TRM112-like protein
Exons: 4
Coding region: 102-476 (124 amino acids)
Biological process (GO): rRNA (guanine-N7)-methylation; peptidyl-glutamine methylation; tRNA methylation
Molecular function (GO): protein heterodimerization activity
Source: RefSeq, a predicted model, not a curated record
ACAAUUAGGCCCCGCGUGGUGGCGCUGAGUCGUCCACUGAUGGAAAAAUCAAAAUCAAUCCUGGAUGUUUUGAGAGAAGAAAGUCGAUAUUCUUUCUUAAAAUGAAGCUUAUAACGCAUAACAUGUUGACAUCGAAUAUCAUUAAAGGUGUUACUAAAGGUUACCCACUGAAAAUUGUGGCCAAAGAAAUUGAUGUGAAAGAAGAAGAGUUCAACUCUGAAGCCAUAGCGCGAUUGAUCCCACGCAUUGAAUGGCAAGCUCUCUAUCAAGCUGCGGAUAGUAUUGGACAUCUCGGUGACCUUCCUAAAGAACCUGUGGAACAUUAUGGAACUUGUGAGGAAUUCUUAAAGAAAGCGCAUCAUGUUUUAUUGGAGGUCGACAUCAAGGAGGGAGAACUGGUGUGUCCGGAGACAGGGAGAAAAUUCACAGUACGGAACGGUAUUCCAAACAUGCUCUUACAUGAGGAUGAGGUAUAGUGGGGUAUGUGGGGGGGGGGGAAGAUGUGUUCAGUGACUUACCUAAGACAUAUUGAAGGACAGAAAGUAUUCAUGGAUGUAUGAAUGUGAGCCUUUUUAGUGGUUUCCGAAAUAACCAUUUAAAAGGAUUUCGAAUGACACCAUGUGCAGUGGAUGAGGUUAGUGGGGUCAGGGUCACAUAAACUUAGUGGAUGAGGUUAGUGGGGUCAGGGUCACAUAAACUUAUAACUACCGUUUUGUACAAGUGGAAAAUAAAUGUAAAAUUUUUGUAAAAGUA